AUGGGACAAAUCAAAACGGGUCCUUCUGGUUCCGCACCUCAUCGAGUCCAAGCAGAAUAUGAGCCACAAUCUCAAGCAAUUAUAUUGCUUCAUGAGCCAACCGUUGGGGCUACUACACCAACACAAAAUGAACAAUCGGUCGCUGCAAUCUACCAGAAUCAACGGGGCUUAAGCGCCAAUGAUCUACUAACUCCACAGCUUGCUCAGCAGCAGCUAGAACAGCAACGCUACCAACCACAAACUAACCUGGCAUACGAGGUUCCACCACCAGCUGCUCCGGCCCAGGGCGCCCAGUUUCCACCCCAAAGCUCACAAAACACUGAAGUAGUUUACACAACUGGACUGAACCACCUUGUGGAAUACCCACCACAAAGCCGGCAAUCAAUCACAAUUCAGCCAGGGCUGCUCCCGCCCCAAGGCCCGCAAACCCAUGUGAUGAUGCACUCAAAUGAGCCUAAUCAGCACGCGAUCUACCAACAACAAGAAGGACCACGUCCACAAGCAAUAUAUCAGCAACCUCCACCUAGUUAUCCUCAAAAUAUAGCCCAGCCAUUUGUUUCCAAUUGUGCAUCACAUUCGCAAACCUUUUACGAAGCUAGUUACCAGGUUCCUCCACAGUAUGUGGUUAUGCCGCCAUACAUUCAUGGUACUGUGAGUCAAGUCACCGCUGCAUCGGGGGUUCUACUGCCUGUUGAGGGCUGGAAAACUGGCCUGUUUGAUUGCAUGGAUGACCCAAUGAAUGCUCUCAUAACAGUUUGCUUCCCAUGCGUGACAUUCGGCCAGGUCGCAGAGAUUGCGGACGAGGGCCAUACCUCUUGUGCAACCAGUGGAUUGCUUUACGGUUUGAUUGCAUUCUUGAUUGGGGUUCCCUGCAUACUGUCAUGCACAUACCGCACGAAACUUAGGAACAAGUUUGGGCUGGAAGAGUCUCCAGCACCAGAUUGGGUUACACACUGUUUAUGUGACUUCUGCGCUCUUUGUCAAGAAUAUCGGGAACUUCAACGACGAGGGUGGGAUCCAUCCAUAGGAUGGCAUGGGAACCUAGCAAAGAGACAGAGCAUGCAGCAGCAGCAACACCUUGUCAUGAUGCCUCCAAUCAACCAAACAAUGAUUGGUUGA
This is a messenger RNA of Durio zibethinus, 1119 nucleotides long. RefSeq lists its product as uncharacterized. The record is from RefSeq and is a predicted model, not a curated record. NCBI's taxonomy places the organism in Eukaryota, Viridiplantae, Streptophyta, Magnoliopsida, Malvales, Malvaceae.